AUGGACAAAAGGCUGUAUGAUGCAGCAGUCCAAGGUGAUACUGCAUCCCUUUAUCAGUUAUUAGAAGAAGAUCCAGAUGCCAUUGAUAAAUCCUAUAUAAUUUGUGAAGAUAUGAACGUUCUUCAUAUUAGUGCAAUGUUGGGCCAUGAAGAAUUUGUGAAAGCUAUUUUACAAAUUAAUUCCCCUUCGUCUCAUCGAAUGUGUUUGGCCCGGGACCGAGAAGGGAAAAACCCUCUACAAGUUGCUGCAAUCAAUGGCAAAUUGGAGAUAUUGAAUUUGGUACAUCAUCAUGAUGGGCUAAUGCAAGCGGCUUUCGAGAAGGCGGAGGAGGGAGGCACCAUUUUACAUUUGUGCGUCAAGUAUAAUCAAUUGGAGGCCUUGAAGUUAUUAUUGCAGAUUCUUACUGAUCCCAAGUUGGUAGGUGCUAAAAACAAAGAUGGUAUGACCAUACUACACAUGGCUUUCGAGUUUAACCAAAACCAGAGGAGGCAGGAUAUCAUAAUUUACUUGAUAGAAAAUGCGGCCGGAAUUAUCAACCUGAGGAAUGCAGAUGGGAAAACUGCAUUGGACCUUUUCUUAGAGCAGGCUGGAAUACCAUCACAUGAUUCAAUAAUAUUCGGAAGAAAUAAAAAGCUUCUACUGAAAUUGGAAGGGGAAGGGGGAAUUAAAGAUGCUUUAUCGAGAUCCAAAGCAGAAAUCGGUGAGGAUGCUGCUAUCUCUGGUCCGGAUCCAGACAUGUUUGGUUCUUUCAAAAAAAAAAAAAAACACACACACACACAGAUCCCUGCCGCCAUGACGAACUCCGCCGUGACCUCUGCUGUCUCACAGCAAACUGAUCUUCAAUCAACCGAGGCCAUGACAACCAAUUCUUUUCCGACACCACCUUCUCAUCCAGCUAUUGGUCUCUCUAACAUCAAGAAUUAUGUGACUCCCAUUCUAGAUUUCACAAACUACAUGCUAUGGAAAGAGAUUUUUCUUCCUGUCUUUCGCGGACAUGCCGUGAUUGGUCAUAUCGAUGGCUCCGAUCCUUGUCCUCCAUCAACUCUCGCUGCCUCUGACGACACUUCCUCAUCCAAUCCAAAUCCUGCUUUUCGAACUUGGACCCAAAUUGACUCCAUUGUCCUCUCCUGGAUCCAAGCUACUGUUUCCACCGAAAUUUUGCAAGCCAUCGUUCGACCCAAUUCUUCCCUUACCGCCUGCGAUGCGUGGCUCACCAUUGAGAAACUCUUCCACGAUCAGCUUGGUUCCCGCCUUCUCCAAUUGAAAUUUGAGUUUCAUAGCUUAAAGAAAUGGGAAUUAACCAUUAAUGAGUAUGUUACCAAGUUUAAGAUGUUGGCCGAUUCAUUAACAUCCGUCGGUUCUCCCAUCUUCAACGAUGACUUGGUGCUUCAAAUUCUGGCUGGUCUUCCUUCGACCUACCAGUCUGUCUCUACUACCAUUAGCCAUCGCGUUCCUUUACCCAACUUCGUUGAAGCUCGAUCAAUGCUCUUCCUGCAUGAAGUGCAACUUCAGCACACUACUCCUUCUUCCCUCUCCACGGCUACCACCGCUCUGGUCGCGGCAUCUUCCACUGACCUUCCACAGCAGCAGUCCAAUACCCCUUCUCAACAGCAGCCGUCUUCCAAUCGUGGCCGUGGCAGGGGUCGCGGUUUUCAGAAUAAUCAGGGACGUGGUCGUGGGCGUGGACGUAACCAAAUUUUUGGCCACGAUGCAGCCAUGGAGGUCAUUGAGCUACUUACUAGCAUUGAAGGAACUCCGCUCAAGACUGUCUCCAUUCCGGGCAUGCCAGGAAUCGGUAAGACAACGCUCGCAAAUUUACUGUAUAAGCAUCCUUCAAUCAACUUUCACUUUCAUGUCCGUGCUUGGUGUUAUGCAUCUCAAUCUUGUGUCAAAGAAGUAUUGUUGUUUGAGAUGUUGAACCAAAUUGUAGGGAAAACCAAUAAGUUGAGGGGUAGGAGAUACUUAAUUGUCAUUGAUGAUAUAUGGGAUGCUGAGUUAUGGAAUGAUUUGAAGGAAAUUUUUCCUGAUGAUCACAAUGGGAGUAGGAUCCUAUUCACUACUCGACAUCAUUUUGUUGCCACAGCGAUUAAUAGUAUUCCUUAUGCUCUUCUCUUGCUUUCCAGUAAGGAGAGCUGUGAACUACUAUUGUUGCAGGUAUUUGGAAGAGGUGAUUGCCCUGUAGGGUUGUCAAUGAUCUCAAAUCAUAUCACCAGGAACUGCAGAGGGCUGCCACUUACUGUAACCUUGAUUGCUGGAAUUUUGAAGAGGACUACAAGGAGAAAAGAUUCUUGGGAACAAGUUGCCAAAACAGUUUUUAAGCUGGGAGCAGAAAAGAAUUACAGUGAAUCAGAAAGGCAAGUUCUGGAGGGCAACAUAUUUUAUAGGCAUUCAUCUUUUUAUGGUUAUAGUAAUGCCCCUCAUACCACUUAUUUACAUCACCACAGGCCAUAUGGUACUACCAUCUACAGCCUUUUCAACUUUAAGGUUUCUAAUGGUUUAUCUUUUAAGCCUAGACUAGAACAUACUCUAGGGAAUAUGCUCAGGUACAAGCCUCGUGUUGGAAAAGGGCAGCUCUCACAAGGCACGCCAGCGAUGCGCACCAGGACUACCGGAAUCGAACGGUUUCAUUAUGACAUGAUUUCUAAGUUCCUGAAGUUUGAAGUGUUGGACCUGGGAAGUGUUCGAGUUGAAAACAGCGCAGACACUUCGGAUCUUGUCAUGAUCUCUGAGUUGGUACAUUUAAGGUACUUAGAAAUCAGGUGUCGGAGAAAUGAAAUUCCCUGGCAGAUAGGCAGCCUUACAAACUUGGAAACUCUGGCUAUAAGUGGAGUGAUUGGCAAAAUUAAGUUACCUGAGUCGAUCUGGAAGUUGGCAAGUUUGAGGAAUUUGGUAUCUGAUCAUGGCAUUUUCAUUUUUCCUGUGUCUUUCGUAGAAUUACACUCCUCUGACAUGAAUUUUCCCCUGCUGGCAAACUUGACAUCCAUUUCCACCCUUCCUCUGCAACUUGGGAUUCAGAAGCUAGGACGAAGAGUCUUUUCAGAUUCAGGGGAGAAUUCUACAGGCUGCAGUAUUUUGCCAGGGCUAGCCUUUCUGAAUGAACUUAAAUCACUCAAAAUCUCCUUCUCUGGAGAAGUGUUAUCUCCUUGUAAGUUUAGUUCUCCUCCAAAUCUCACCAAGCUGGCCAUGUCCACCUCGCGCCUGCCAUGGGAGGAACUCUCAGUCAUCGGGCGACUUCUCCCGAAUCUUGAAGUCCUAAAACUACUGCACAGAUCAUUUGAAGGGCAACAAUGGGACAUGGGAGACGGCGAAUUCCCCAAGCUAAAAUUCUUGAAGCUAGAAUCCCUGGAUAUAGAAGCGUGGAACGCUUUUGCUCCUGAUCACCUGCCCUUGCUUGAGCAACUUGUGGAUUCUGCCAAGCAGAUUAUGGAAGUUCAACGUGAUAUGUCCAAUGUUGAGCUCACUGUCACCCUUUGCUGUCCAUUAUAA
Messenger RNA from Oldenlandia corymbosa var. corymbosa, 3486 nucleotides. The record is from the annotation of a GenBank genome assembly. Lineage: Eukaryota; Viridiplantae; Streptophyta; Magnoliopsida; Gentianales; Rubiaceae.